Messenger RNA from Amphibalanus amphitrite, 1299 nucleotides. RefSeq lists its product as uncharacterized. The record is from RefSeq and is a predicted model, not a curated record. Bases 163 to 972 code for a protein of 269 amino acids. NCBI's taxonomy places the organism in Eukaryota, Metazoa, Arthropoda, Thecostraca, Balanomorpha, Balanidae. The transcript is spliced from 3 exons.
UGUCUUUGUUUCUUCGUAGUUUUAGGGACUUGGCCUCUUUCAAGUUUCUGCUAUCGCUGUGUAUCGAUGCUUAUCUGAAAGUAGUGUUUGCUGUUAGACAAGCUCCUCCCCUGUCACCACACGGUCCGGCGGACGCUAAACCCUGCGCCAGUUGGGCUCAGUAUGGCCAGCCAGGCGCUGCUGAUAGCAGUGCGGCUGUGCUCUCUGCUGCCGGCCGGGGCACUGGCCGCCGUGCCGCAGGCCGCUCUGCAGGUGCUGGCCGACUCCCUGAGCCGCGACCAGUGCGUGCAGCUGGCGCGGCAGCUGGCCGUGCCCGAGCCGUCCGGCCGCCUCGACCAGCCGUGCCUGGCGCUGCUGCGCCGCUGGAACCGCCCGCCUGCCGACGGCGCCGAGCUCAGCGCCGCCCUGCGCGACCUGGGACAACUGCAGCUGGCCGAGGCGCUCACCAGGCGGCAGCACCGUCAGGGCGCCGCGGCGCUGGCCGACAGUCUGCGGUCGGCGCGCCGGGCAGCUGCCACCGAGCAGGCCGACGACGCUGAGGAGCAGCUCGGCGCCGACAGCGACGACUCGGACCGGCGGCCGGCCGGCCGCGACCGGCCGCCCGAGCCGGACGUGUUCGGUGCGUCCGGCGGCGCGCUUCUGCUGACGGCGCUCUUCCUGACGGCGGCGGCGGUGUGUUUCUGCGCCGGCCGAUCGGUUUGCCCGGGCCUGGCGCACUACGACCCGGCCGCGCGCAGGCGCAGACGCCAAUCUGUCUCCGGCCGCGUCAAUCAGAUGCUGCGCGCGCAGCGAGUACGCGGCAAGAUGGCUCUGUUGACGGGCCUGCCAUCUGUCGGCGGCCGCAGCCACUCGCAGUACGCGCCGUUGGCGGCUGAGGAAGCUCAGCCCAGUGUGUCCGUGGCACCCACGGCUGUGUCCGUGGCACCCACGGCUGUGUCCGUGGCACCCGCGGCCACACGGCAGCCCACGUGAUCACUGCGGUGUCACAAAGGCUGGCUGGUCAUCCUCAAAUGGCGGCGCUCAUGGUUGGUGAGCGUGUGUGGCUCGCUUUUCUUAUAACUAGAACUUGUUUCCCAGAGUUUCUUUUUUCUUUUCUUUUUUUUCUUUUUACUUGGGCUUUGACCUGGUGUUUCAUUGCGUUCUUUGCGCUGUACGUUCCCUCCGCUUUGCGCACAGGAACCUAUUGUGUUCGUUGCGCCGCCGUCGCUGUGUUCACUACCAUAGUAUGGGUUAAACUUACGGUCUGCGUAAUUGAUUUGCCGAGCAAACUAUGUGAAAUAAAUAUAGGGGAGACCCGGA